Molecule: messenger RNA, 2848 nt
Organism: Nasonia vitripennis (jewel wasp)
Lineage: Eukaryota; Metazoa; Arthropoda; Insecta; Hymenoptera; Pteromalidae
Exons: 3
Coding region: 1592-2833 (413 amino acids)
Source: RefSeq, a predicted model, not a curated record
AGAGAGAGAGAGAGAGAGAGAGAGAGAGAGAGAGAGAGAGAGAGAGAGAGAAAAGACACGAUAGAGUAGAAAUCACCGCGCGAAAGAGAAACGCCGGGAGUGCGAAGGCGCGAGUCAAGCGAGGUCGCGACUUCCCCUGUGAAUCGUGCUUUGUGCCGAUCCGGAAGACGCGCAUAUACUCAUCUUAUAGAUGCUUUUUCGAUGUAAUACGCUUCAUGUGGUGCGGUAAUGGAUGCGCUUGGGACGUCGGUUUCUUCGGAGAAGGAUAUUGUAUUUACCAAUGCGUAAGUAACUCCACUUGAUGCGUAUAUGCACUUUUGAUUCUGGCGCGAACAAAGAACUCCGAAAAACUAUGGCAAUUUUGCAACACGAUUGCGAUUUAAUGCACCCGCGACGUCCAGUCGAGCCUGAGAUCAUGUUGAUCCCGAUUAAUCGAUAAUACACUGGUUUCUUUCUCCUUGCCUUUCGUUGUUUAUAUUGCGAGCGACUGAGAAUAUGUCUAUAUUGCAAAAAUUACUCGAUUUAGUGAUACUUAUAUGUGUAUAAUUUUUACAGCAACAUGAAUAAUGCAAGAGAGCAACCAAGUUUAUGGAGUUCGAGCAGCCAUAUACAGAAUGCCCCUCUUUCUUCGUCAUUUGUAAAUACAAAUAAUGGAGGUACGUUGACAGAAAUGAUUGCGCAAUAUUAACGCAAUAGUUAAAGUAUAAUAUAGUAUGGAUUCUGUGAUUUAAAUAAGUUUUGCCAGAGCAAAUAGUUACUUGUUCUUUAAUUUUCAAGCAUUACUGUAAUCUUUUAUUUCACAAAGAGAAUAAUUUCUGGCUAUUAAAAUUGAGUGUUAUUUGAAAAAAUUCUAUUUUCUUAUUAUCGUUAUUUGUUGCAGAGAAAUCAAGGAAGAGAACAAAUACAGACGAGCCAUGUGAAAAGGAAAAGAAACCAAAGAUAGAGUUAAUGAAUGUGGGGACCGGUGCUCCAAUAAACCCACCAGCAGAUACCAAAGAGAACACUGACUUUAAUGAGAGUAUCAGCUGCAGCAUUUUAAAUGCUGACACUAGCAUAGAGGACCAACCAAAGAAUACAAGUAUCUCACAAAUACCAAGUAAUUUAGUAGGAAAACUUAUUCCAGAAAUCAGUAAUGCAUUGAAAUUAAAGAAUCAACCAAUCUUUAUUCGAAGUAACAAAAUUUUAGAAGAAAACUUACAUAAACUUGCGCGACACGUUUUUGAGGAAGUGAACGGAUACUUGGUGAUUAAACAAGAUUUUUUAGAUGCAAAAGAAAAGCCAAAAGAUGAUGAUUUAAUUCAGCUAAGAAAACGUAUUCAACACGAACUCAUAGUUAACGAUUCAACAGUCAGUGAUAUCCGAAAAUGCCGGUUUAUUAUACUUUCCUAAAUCCAGUAAUGUCAAAACAAAGCUACCACAAAAGAAAAACUGCAUCCAGUUCAAAAAAAGUAAAGGACAGAAUGCCACGAAAAAAAGGCAAAAUACCAGUGUGAAAGAAACUUCCAGUAAUGUGAUAAAUCACGGUUUUUCAGAUAUCAUAUUCAUAUUCAAUCAAGAAGCUCUUGGUAUUAUUACUUCAUGUCUAACCAAUAUGUACAAUAAACAAGUAAAUUUUAUUGACACCAGAUGUCCUGAAUUUUACAUUAAAAAGGUUAAACAAAUUAUUGAAAAUAUGGAAAUGUAUUCAAAGGCCCAAGGAUGCAUACUGUUGAAGGAUUUCCUUUCGCAGCCCUAUUCGAUCAUAGAAGCAUUCAAGUCAACGAAUCUGCUACUGAUUGAGUACAUCAGCUCUUUGGAGAAAAUAGAAGGAAUGGAUAGUAUCUUCCAGCAACUAGAAGAUAUAGUGCAAAAAGCAACAGAAAAUAAUCCAAAAAAGUUAGUGGUAAUUGGAGACACGAAAGAUCUUCAUGCUUUGUUCAAGUUUAAGUGCAAUACAAUUGAUAAAAACGGUGUUAAUAUAUUGAGCCAGUUGACAGAAGAGUCGCAGUCAGAUCUGCUACAGAAAAUUCAAGUAAACUUGUAUGACCGUCAAUUAAAAUGUUCUGAGUUAAUGGAUGAGCAGGCCUUGGUGAAUAUUGUCGGCACACCUCAAUUAUUGCAGCAGCUCUUGAUAGAAAAUCUCGUCAUCGUCUGCGGUGAACACCAGCGUCAGCGAUCCUAUUACAAAACUGAAUUUAUACAAGAAACUUUCCUAAGCAAGAGUCGAAUUGUUAUUAUUUCCGGAGAAUCGGGAUCAGGCAAGAACACUUGUUUGCAGAAAUUAAAACAAAAAUUAAUAGAGUCUCCUGCACUGACCUGGGUCGUCGGUAUUCAUCUAGACAAAACUGACGUAAUUAACAAGCUCGAGGAGCAAAGUUUCAAGGGAAGCAAGAUAGAUUUACUGAUUGAGUUGAUUGGUUAUCAGGGUCUUCAGAGGCAGAUGUUUGCUGCAUGUGUCGCAGGCAAAUUAAGCCUUAAACUUGACCUUGUAGUCUACGGAUUUGGAGAAAGAUUACUUUAUUCAUCUAAAGAUUCCAAGAAGGUUGUAAAAGAUAUCCUCAAAGAGCUGCAAUCAUCAAGUGGCAACAUCAAUAUCUAUGUUACAUGCGAAUCUCAAUCUCGGACAGAGCUGGAAGACGAACUAAACGCUCAUGUACACGAACUGGACCCUUUUACUCCACAGAAGAAAAUUCAGUUUAUGAUCAAAUGCUUACGCAGCUAUCCAGACAGUGACAAAGUCGACUUAUCGAAACGCGCUCAAAAUUUAUUGCAAACCUACGAAAAGAAGCAACUUGAUUGCCUGAUCGAUACGACGUUGAAGUUAAAGAUGCUCACACUCAUCAAUCUAAAUUGAUGAGCGAUAACCCGU